Molecule: messenger RNA, 339 nt
Organism: Staurois parvus
Lineage: Eukaryota; Metazoa; Chordata; Amphibia; Anura; Ranidae
Source: the annotation of a GenBank genome assembly
GAUCGGUGGUGCGCUAUGUCCCUCAAAGCUGUCAGCUCGGUCAUGUGAUCAGCUGUGUCCAAUCACAGCUGAUCACAUGUAAACACUGAUCAUCAGGGCACUGAUGAUCAGUGUGCCCUGAUGAUCAGUGUAGCCCCAGCAGUACCACCUGUCAAAGUCCAUCAGUGCCAGCUGUCAGUGCCGAUCAGUGCCAUGUGCCAGUGCCUAUCAGUGCCACAUCAAUGCCACAUAUCAGUGCAUACCAGUGCACAUCAAUGCCACAUAUUAGUGCCCAUCUGAGCUGCCUUUCAGUGUCAUCCAUCAGUGCCAGUCAGUGCCACCUAUCAAUGCCAAUCAGUG